AGUAAAACUACGGAAGAUGUCUCGUCAGGGUUUCUUCCACUACGUGCCUUCGGUCUUUAGACGUGGUCCAACUUUUGAAGCACGGCGCUCCGCUCGUUUAGUAAAGUUCUCCCGUUGCCUGCUAGCUUAAUUAACGAGCACCUGUGUGCAUCUAACGCCGUACGGUUCCGUCCAUGUUGAAAACGGGCUUGACGUGGAAAGCUAGCAGCUCGCUGGUGCUCAACUCGGCUGCCUUUCAAGACCACAUCACACGCAACCUGCUGCAUCCAAACGUCCGACUUCCUGCCCCCUUCCCGAGGGGCAAAAAAGCAGCGAGAAUAAAACUAAAGGAAACUGCUCUGCAGACACACGAUCAGCAAGAGGAGAGGGAAUACGUGCUUGAUUCUGCGCCACCCCCUUUAACGCUGGCUCAGAAGUUGGGUUUGGUGGCCUCCCCUGCAGGGAGGAUAUCUGAGGACGAAUGGUCUCGGGUCAAGGAGAGGUCUGUUCGGCAGGGGGACUCUGCACAGCCGUGUGCAAUAUGCAGGGAGGAGUUUUACCUUCAGCCCCAGGUGUUGCUGUCAUGUUCUCAUGUUUUCCACAGAGCAUGUUUGCAGGCCUUUGAAAGGUUUUCUGGGAGGAGGUGCUGCCCAGUGUGCAGAAAGGAGCAGUAUGAGACACGGGUGAUCCACGAUGCAGCUCGCCUUUUCAGACAUCAAUGUGCCACCAGAAUUCAAGCACGCUGGCGAGGCUACCUGGCUCGAAAAAGGUACCAAAAAUUGAAAAAAUCCAUCUGUCCAAAAGACACACGGCUGCGACGGAAAUUCUUUGAGGCAAAGUUGCAGGAGUUGAAUGACAGCUUUGUCCGAUACUGUCACACCGACACGGAGUCUUUUCUGAGUGAUAUCAACCGCUCCCUGUCGUCGAGCAGACGAGUGUUCCAGCAGCUGGAGAGAAAGCAAGUCUCUGAACCUCAGGAGAAUGAUUGGGAGCGAAUACAAAGCCAGGUGGUCCAGAGAGGUGUAUGGGACUGCCCCAUCUGCCUGACGGCACUGCGUAGCCCGAGCCUCCCAACAGAAGCCGGUACGUCCAGCCAUCACCGACACGCCGCCCUCCUGUCCUGUUCCCACGUCUUCCAUCAGCUCUGUCUGGAGGCCUUUGAGGCCUUUUCAACCGAGAGCAGACCUUCCUGCCCCCUGUGCAGAUCGUUCUACCACAAAAAAAUCACCCACCUGGACACGAAUUGAAUUUAAGAUGGCAUUUUAGAUCACAUCUAGCAAUAUUUAUAACCUGUAAUAAAAGUAUUCCUGAAAUACUAACCCAGCCUGUCCGUAUUGACCCAGGGCGUCACAAUGACAAAUGAAAGCAGUUUUCUACAUUUUUUUUAUUUGCAAAGACAUCAAAAAUAACUAAACUUACAUUUAGCAAACUGAGAAAUUGUAAAGAAACACAUUCACAAAACGUACUAAAAAUGACAUGCAGCGACCAACUGACAUGACAGUACAGACUUCAGACAGCUGCUUCACGUACAGAACAGCUCACCUUUUGGAAUCCCACACACACCAGAGAUGUACUCUAGAGGCAACUAAAAGGUUAGCUUGAAUAGAAAAUGUCUCUCAAGUCCUUAUGCAAUGUUUUAUUAGGGGAGGUACACUUCAAUGUGAAGUCUGCAGCGGAAUGGAUGUCUGCACCACCAUGAUGGAAUUGGAAAAAAUCCAACACAAGCCAUAUAGUUAAUGUAGUUCAUCCAAAUCAAGUCGUACAUUUCGUUUCAUACUUUCACUAAUUUACUUGACAUUUAAAGUGAUAUCUUGCUAAUUUAUAAUAUCUCUUUUUGCUUUGCCAAAUCCCUGCGGACCACGUUAAUUAUUCACAGUACCCAAUGAAAUUGCACACUCCGUACAAGUUUUAGCCAGUUAAAAUUGUGGGUAAAACUGCAGGCAGAAGGUAGACAGCUUUGAGAAAAACAAUCCCUGUCUGAAGUAACAAGUUCCAAAUGCAAAUAGAAGAAUUUCUCAAUUUCCUUGUCCUUUGUCUCACUUAAUUAAGUCAUGAAAACACAUGACAUACAAUGCCAGAGAUAACGUCGUUACAUCACUCAACCCAAUUCUAGCGUUCAACUUUUUCAGAGGAACGAAUGAAGGAAGCUUCUCACUUCAUAAGAGCCACUGUGAAAACAUUCAUGGCACAAAGCAAUGUGUACAUUAUAGCGAGCUGGCUUGACUAGAAACUCGGUGGCGUACGGGGAUCACAGUGGAACUGUGCAGAGACAAACCAUGCACUUGUACACAUACGUACGAGUGCAUUUACAAACGACACGGAACAAGAAACAACCUUAACAUUAAGCCCGCGAGAUGCUUGUCGUUUAAGGCAUUUAAGGUGGUUCUGGAGACAAAAGGACGUCACAGUUUAGAAGAUUAUGCAGCAAUACAACUACAUGUAAAUCGGGCCUGAGUCACCAAGUCUUUCUACCAGCUGCAAAGUUGCACAUUUUCACACCCUGCAUUCUGCAUGUAAAGAUUGUUACACGUUUGCAUUGGAUUGAGGUGUCCAUAAAAAAAAUAUGUACAACAAAGUACAGCUUGCUUAGUGAGUCAGACCCUUAUUGGACUCAACAAGAGCCAAAUAUUUACAUCUGAAUAAUGCAAAAGAGUUUUGAAACACAGUGAUAUUUACAUGUAACAUUUACAAAAAUGACCUAUUGAACUAUUUGACUAUUUCUUUAUGUGCCAUGUGAAUUUAAAUAUAUAUUUAUGGGGGAGGGUGAGCAAAAAUGUGAUGGUGUUUUUGAUUUAACAUGUACAAAAUAAAAUUCAAGGAAUUACAACCACAGGCUCAGCUACAAAUGCCCUGAAGCAUUCUGCUCUUUGGAACUGAAGAGGAUGGAACUCCAAUAUAGUUUCCCAUUUGUAGAGUAGCUCAAGUCUAACCUAGAGCUCCUAAAGAAAAAGUUCUUACCCUACGUCAUACAAACUAACGACAUCAUCAAUAAAGUUAAAGCGCACUUCUGUCAAGCCAAAUAAGAAGACGAAUGCAGCCCAUCAGUUGGGAUAGUGCAAAUGCAUAUGAUGUGAAUCGUAUGGAUGAGUUUUAUAUAUUGGAUGGGAGGAGAAUAACUGACUUCUUUCAUGCUUCACAAAGCACAUUUUGUCCUUUUCACAUCUUAAGCUCUUAAAAAAAAAAAGAAGAAAAAAAAAGACUGACACCUUUUUAUCAUGCCUGCAUUAUUUCGCAUAACAACCAGAGACCACAGACAAUCAACUGCUCACAUAUCACACACACACCGAUUACCAUCUACACACUGACAUAAAAAGGUACCCAUGUGGAUGGUGGGUUCAUUUACUAUACCGAGAACAGAGGAGGCGCACGGUGAUAGAAAAGAAAAAAAAAGACGUUGCUCCUUGCUUUUGUCUACUGCAGCGGGAAGGAGUUUGUGGAA
Molecule: messenger RNA, 3418 nt
Organism: Gasterosteus aculeatus aculeatus (three-spined stickleback)
Lineage: Eukaryota; Metazoa; Chordata; Actinopteri; Perciformes; Gasterosteidae
Source: RefSeq, a predicted model, not a curated record